Durusdinium trenchii is the source of this 1583-nucleotide messenger RNA. The record is from the annotation of a GenBank genome assembly. Lineage: Eukaryota; Dinophyceae; Suessiales; Symbiodiniaceae.
GUCCGGUGCCCCGUCCCACGGCCUCGACCGUCCUGCGCCGUUCCCGCUGCUAUGGCGCGGUGCCGGGUCCCGGUGGCUCGAUGGGCGCAGGUUUGCCUCCUGCUUCUCAGAGUGGAUGCUGCUGGAAAGCAUGGGAAUGCAGAGUUUCAGAAGGUGGAAUUGCCACAUCAUUCCUUCUCCGCUCCGCUCGAGUUCAGCAACCUGCUGGGUGACUGGAUGCUGAGUGGGUCGAGCAUCUUUUUGAGGGAGCGCUUGCUGCUACAUCCCCAUGUGAACGAACGCCAAGGGUUUGCUUGGAACAAGCGGCCCCUGCAGACCAAUGACUUUCAGCUCACCGCCACCUUCGUGGCCAACGGCGCCAAGGACGUCUCGCAGGCGCCGAGCGACCAAAGCUUUGCCUUCUGGUUCGUCCGGCAGAACAUCUCCGGCGACUUCAACGAGACGCGCAUGAUCCGCGCGGCUUCGUGGAAGCAAGGUCUAGAGGAAGAGGGCUACAUGUUGAGCGGAUCCAAGGCCCUCUUCGAAGGGAUUGGAGCUGUCUUCUCAACCUCCGAUGUGGCGAAGAAGCCCAACACGGCUGUUUCCUUUGUGAGUAACGACAAUCACCAGAGCCUCAGCUACUUCGUGGACGUUCCCACCAGCAACGCCAAGAUCUUGGACUUCCGAAACAAAGAGGUGGAGUUCAAGUUCCGAGUGCAGCCAACCUUGGUGCAGGCAUUCCUCACCUUGGAUGGCCAGACCCACGAGUGCUUCUCGGUGGAUCGCGCGGGCUUCCCGGUGAAGGUGGGUGGCUUUAUUGGCUUUACGGCCUGGAGCGGUUCUGCUGGUGAUGGUAGCAUGAUCUCGGACGCCAUCUCCGUCACGAAGGUCGAAGUCAUCAACUUCGACGAUGAGGCUAUCGGUGAAGACGUGGUGGGCGCCACGGCGGAGGAGACGUCGGCGUACAGCGAGCUGAUGUCUUCGAACGCCCGGCACUUCGCGGACCAAAAGUCGCAGACCGAGCACCUCUCCCGGGUGACGAAGAUGUUAGCCUCGCACUUGAAGGAGACCAAGCCAGCUUAUGAUGUGAUGUCCUUCCAAGUCUCUGGAAUGAUGGACGCAUUGAAUAAGUUGGAUCGAGAUUGUCGGGUUCUCACCAAGGAGAUGAGGAUCUUAGAGAAUGAGAAGAUCUCCAACAGGCGGCAAGCGAAAAGACCGAAGAACAACCUCGAUGAGCUCAAGUCUCACGUCUUCGGGCUUCGGCGGAUCUUAGAGAAGGAGGGGCAGGUGCACCUGUCCAAGAUUGAUGCGGUGCAAAAGAACUUGAAUGAAGUCAAGGAGCAAGCGAGCAAGGUGGGUGGUUCCACGAUGCUCGGCAAGCUGGUGGACCAGACGCGGCUCCUGGAGCAAUCGGUCUUAGCCAGCACCUCGCAGACGACUUGGAUGCUGUUGAUCCUUUUGGUGGUCAUCGUGGUUCUGGGCGUGCUGAUGUUUAACAGGAUGCAAUACUACGAGAAGAAGCACUUCAUCUGAGUUCGUAGAUGCACCUGGGCAAGCUGCACGAGCACGUUGCCUGCAAAAAUUGUGGUGCCCAGUGCUUGGUC